Molecule: messenger RNA, 6917 nt
Organism: Protopterus annectens (West African lungfish)
Lineage: Eukaryota; Metazoa; Chordata; Ceratodontiformes; Protopteridae
Gene: PPP1R9B
Product: protein phosphatase 1 regulatory subunit 9B
Exons: 10
Coding region: 293-2806 (837 amino acids)
Biological process (GO): actin filament organization; neuron projection development; calcium-mediated signaling
Cellular component (GO): cytoplasm; dendrite; actin cytoskeleton
Molecular function (GO): actin filament binding
Source: RefSeq, a predicted model, not a curated record
CUGCUGCAGCCUUCACUGGUGCAGGAGGAGCAGAGGCAGCGGGGCUGGAAGCUCGGCAAUGCAGCCAUCGAAGGAGUAAAAGCUGGCGAAUUUCUGGCACACGGACCCCCUCGGCCUCCGUGCACCCCGACACAGUGAGGGGCGUCGCGAGACUCCCCCCUCCUUGCCUGCAGACCAGAGUUGAGCCCAGGGAGUGCACAAUGCCAGCGCCGGGGGUGCGGUGCUGAGCUGAUGUACCCAUUGCAGAUAGGGGAACUAUGCCGAUUUUGCAAAAGGAAAGGCUUUGUUAAACAUGAUGAAGACGGAGGCACCAUCGUCCAACCCCGGCAGUAGCAGCAGCAGUGGCAGUACCACCAGUUUAAGGAGCCCGUCCCCUCACAGAAAUUUGUAUGAGGCAGAGAUACAGGCUGUGAAGCCCACAAAGGACAGCAGCACCGGUGCUGAUGGGGAGGAAGUCAGACGGCAAAGGGGAAGAAAAUAUGGUUCUAACGUACACAGGAUCAAAAACAUGUUUAUGCAGAUGGGGACAGCUCCUGGUGAAGGGGCGACUGACCCAUCCAAAAACAAAGAGACAAGGUCAGUUCGUCUGUCCUUGCCAAGGGCCAGUAGUCUUAAUGAAAAUGUGGAUCACAGUGCAUUACUCAAGCUAGGGACAAGUGUUUCAGAAAGGGUAAGCCGGUUUAGCCCCAAGAUUGAAAAGCCACUUUCCAAACUCCAGGAGACAAGGAAGAUAUUUGAGAAGAACCUACAGGAGAAGCAAGUCACUAACAGAAUCCUAUUAAAGAAGGAGCGUGCAGGGUUCCCAGAAGGUAAACUGGAUGUGGUAGUGAGGUUUAAUGGGAGUAAUGAGUCACUUGACAAAAUAGAUACUGAGAUUGUAUCUCCAACUGUAAGUCAGCUUAGUGCAGUUUUUGAAAAAGCUGACUUGCGAAAUAACUUGCAUAAAGGCCCAGUCAAAAUUGGAGUCCUGAAUUCUAAAAUCAUUGCAAAGAGAUCCAAAGUCUUUACUCAGACCCUAGAGUCAAAGGAUGAUGGUCCUGGGGCUGUACCAUCUGGGACAGUUCCUUUAAGAAAGAAGACCGAUGAAGCAAAGGCAGACAAAUCAGUAAUAUCCCCCACAACCAAGGGGGUUGUCUCUGCAAAGAUUACAAGUGGAGCCCGCAUAAGUGACUCUUCAAAAGAGCCCACCAAGCAACAAAAGGCUGAGGAGUUGCGAAAAAUAAAACCAGUGGAAGUGGAAGAAUGUGCAGACUUUGAGCAAGAACUCACCAGUCUUGAGAAAAAUAGGGAGCAAGAGGAGGAUGGAGUCUCCUCAGAGGCAGAUGGGAAAGAGGUGAUCCAUACUGAGGUGAUGGUCCAUGCAUCUUCAGAGAAUGGAGAAUUGUCUGACCAGGAAUCUUUGGAUCCCUCUGGUCCAACAACAGUGGAACUAAGCACAGAACUGCUCCAGGAGGAAGACAAAGAGGACGAUGAGCAGACUGUGAUGACAGAAACUGAUGCGGACAUCUGCGAGGAAUCAAAGAGGGAGGACAUCUCUGAAGCUGAUUUGGUUGAUAUCAGUGCCUAUAGUGGGUUAGAGGAAGACUCUGCAGGAAGUGGACUUGAUGAAGAUGAAGAUGUCCUGUAUGAACCUGAAUCGAGUUUCUCAGAAGUACCAGGCUUACAGGAAGAAGACGAGGUACCUCCAACCAGAAAGAUUUGUUUCAGUACAGCGCCUAUCCGAGUUUUUACUACCUACUCAAAUGAAGAGUAUGACCGGAGGAAUGAGGAGGUGGACCCCAUGGCUGCAUCAGCGGAGUACGAGUUGGAGAAAAGAGUGGAGAGGCUUGAUCUGUUCCCUGUGGAGCUGGAGAAAGAUAACGAUGGCCUUGGGAUUAGCAUUAUUGGGAUGGGAGCUGGAGCAGACAUGGGCCUGGAAAAGUUAGGAAUAUUCGUGAAGACUGUGACUGAAGGUGGUGCAGCACAUCGCGAUGGCAGGAUCCGGGUAAAUGACCUCAUUGUUGAAGUGGAUGGAAUAAGUUUGGUUGGAGUAACCCAGAGUUUUGCAGCAACGGUUUUGAGAAACACUAAGGGAACAGUCAGGUUUCUUAUUGGUCGUGAGAAGCCUGGAGAGCAAAGCGAGGUGGCACAGUUAAUUCAACAAACUCUUGACCAAGAGCGCUGGCAGCGAGAAAUGAUGGAGCAACGAUAUGGACAGUAUGUAGAAGAUGAAGACGAGACAGGAGAUUAUGCUACAGAUGAAGAAGAAGAAAUGAGCCCCAUGUUUUCAAACUCUGAGAUGGCUAUUGAAGUGUUUGAACUGGCAGAGAAUGAAGAUAUGCUGUCCCCUGUUGACAUGGAUCCUGAAAAACUGGUGCACAAGUUCAAAGAGCUCCAGAUCAAGCACACUGUCACUGAAGCAGAAAUCCAACAGCUGAAAAGAAAGCUUCAUAACAUUGAGCAGGAGAAAAUGCGCUGGCGGAUGGAGAAAGCCCAGCUGGAGCAAAGCAUAGAAGAAAAUAAAGAACGCAUGGAGAAGUUGGAGGGGUACUGGAUGGAGGCACAGACCCUUUGCCAAGCAGUGGAUGAGCACUUGAAGGAAACACAGGCUCAGUACCAGACUCUGGAACGGAAGUAUGGCAAAGCAAAGAGGCUAAUUAAAGAGUAUCAGCAAAAGGAGAUUGAAUUCUUGAAGAAGGAAACGACUCAGAGGAGAACACUGGAGGAGUCUGAGAUAUCACAAAAGGAAGAGAUUGAGAGUCUUCAGAAGAAGAUCCAAGAGCUGGAAGUUAAGUUGGAAAGCUUGAAGCAUUCUAAUCCAGCAUAGCAGGACUAUUUCUUAACUCUUUGUCCAACUUUGAAGGACCAUACAAGUGAAGGGACAUGGCAGAAGACUCGUUGCUUGAUUUUUCCAGAAGGUUUCUGUGAUGUUGCCAUGCAUCAAGGGUGCUUUGGGAAAGGGUGACAAUCUUCUCCAUCUUGGACCUUUAUCAGUUGACCCAGAAGGCCUCUCUUCACUGUGUGGAAACAUGGAAUUCCUGAUAUUUGUGAUAUGUUUGUCUGUCUCAGUUGUUGACAGGCUAAUCUUUACCAGUAUCCCCAGUUAAUGCCAUUAGCUGUGUUCCCAUUGUAUGCUGUCUAGAAGGAUCUGUUCAUUGGGCAUCCUCAGUGUUUAAUCGUAGUUCUAGAGGAUGCUUGUCUAGAGAAUGCUUGUUUUUACAGUUCUCAGCCCGGUUAUAAACCACAGCUACAAUACUUGCCAGUAGCUGGCAUUAAUCUUCUGCUGUGAAAUGUUCCUGGCUAAAACAAGAAGGAUCCAGUGAUUAGACAUUGCCAAUUUCAUCUAUAUAAAUCUGUGGCCAAUAAAUAAAACAAAGAUGCAGUGUAAAUGUGAUGAACUCACAUCUGAUUUUUUUUAUAUAAUGACUUUCCUGCAGAUGAGCCUAGACCACUGGAUAUAUCAUUAUAUAUCAUCCUUCUCAGAAUUUACAGAAGAAGCAGGCAACUGUUCAGUAAUACCAAACCAUUAAGAAGCAGAUCCCUCCAUCUGUAUAACAAUUCGGGAUUAGAGUAAAUGUUUGUAUAUUUCCAGCACUGGGAUGAAGACUCUCAUGUCUAUGAUGAAACCAUUUGAGAAUUAAAAAGAGGAAAUUAAAAAAAUACAGAGAUGUAAGAAACCACGGUCUGCAUUUUGAGGUGAUGACACUCCAAAGAGAAGCUUCUUUUUGGUGGGGGGAUCCUCAAUAAAGCUCUCACACUCUCUCUCAGGAUGAUAAAACAGAAAACGUAAUCAGCAUUUAAGUAUUAUUCCAGUGGGGAAAGGAUAGUAAAGUAGCCUGGAACCUACUGGAUGAAUAAAUGGAGUGCUAACUGGAUUCACCUGGACAGAAUUAGUGAAUGUCAGCGUUGCAGGUUCAUUAUGACUGAGUAAAGAUAUCUUACUUAGAAAAUGAGAGGAGAAGAGAACUGCGGUCAGGCACUGAGGGUCCAAAGGUUGAAAUCAUGAGGUCACCUUAUCUCUUGCAAAGUGUGGAGAACUAAAAAUGGAGUUUAAAGGGAGAGAGACCACAGAUUUCAUUUAAAAUACAGAGAGAAGGUUUGUUUGUGUUUUUGCAUCAGUACAGACCUUCGGGCCUGUAUGUGUAAAUAUUUCUUUCUCUCUCUCUCCCUUAUAUAUGUAUGUGUGUAUAUUUAAAAUGAGUGAGCUUACAGUAUCUAAAAUUUUCCUACUCCUGUCAGUAUUUUAGUGUCUACAUUUUGAGACUGAAAACAAAACUUGACUGUUUUAUGACAGAACGGUAUGGAAUUAUUAGAAAACAAUCUGCCAUUUGCAGAAUAGCAUAAGGACCCUUGUUAUCCUGGAAGUGUGUUUUUUAAACAAAAAGCAAAUAUAUAUCUACGUAUGUAAAUAUGUUAUCCACAGCCCUGAGAAAUUGCUGUCAGAUCGGACAUGAUAUCAGGUUUAGUGACAUCUUUAUGAACAAAGCCAAUCUUGCAUAGGGUGUGUAGUCUGUUAAUGUGCACUUUCCUGUGAGCUGUUCAAAAGAAAUUGGCAAAUUUGGUUCCAGUUUUUUGUUAUCACUAGCUUUAAAUGGCAAAACAUUGUUUGAACAUUGUCAAGGCAUUUAUUUAUUUGUUCUGCCACUGUUGAUUGAAAUAAUGAACAAAACCAAAUGGGAUUGGGAGGGUGGUAUAGCUCCAACUUAAUAAAAAGGGAUAUUGUAUGAAUUAUUGCUGUACUGUAAGACUGAUAUGAUAUGUACAUAUUAUCGUAGGAGUGAAAAGAAUCUGUUUACCUGGUUCUGUAAAAUGACAUCUAAAUUUGGCUUUUAGCUAUCAGAUAGGGAGGUGAUAUGUAAUUCAUAGGUCCAGUUUUAAAGCAGUGCCAUAUUUUAUUUCAUCCUUGGGGGUCAGAAAUUUUGAGUCUGUUUUCUUAUUGGUUUUGAAGCUGAGGGCAGCUGUUUAGAAAUCUUGCAGGUGACACAUUUGUAACAAACUGCUUUGUUGUCUUAUGGUCUCAAAACACAGAAACAAGUCUGCUGCACAGGAGCACAUGUGGCACUUGUCAUUGUCUGUCACGGAAUUAGAAAUGUGUUGUGUUUGUGAUAAUAGGGUAACACAGACAGGACUAAAUGAGGACCUGUGUUGUCUCUGGUUUAAAUGUGUGAGUAUUUAUGUGAUAGUAACUUAAAGAAUUUUGAUGGAAUGCUGUAUGAUGCUGGGACUGAUUGCCUUUACUGAGUAUGUGAAGGAUUCUUCUGUGCAUAGACAGGGUGUCAGUUUCCUGUGCCCAACCACAGAGCAGAUGCUUAUACAGGACUGAAUUACUUUUAGUGUGCAAGAGCAGAGCUUCAAACAGACAGCAUUCUGCAGCCAGUCAGUCGGUACUGUAGUAUGUUCACUGUUAUAAACAGUCAAGGUGAAUUACAGAUCUGCUGAAUGUCACAAUCUGAUCCACUGAACAUCACUGCAAAAUAAGAAGGGCUGUGCCCUACUUAUCCAGGUAACAGGAGUAUGGGAUUUUUCCUAAUGAAAAAAAGGCCAUGGUUUUGUCACCAUUUUUUUUAAAUUUUAUCGACAUUAAAAUCUCAUCAACAAUUUUGCUGAUGCCGACCUGCCCCACCAUACUGUUCUGCCAUUAGCUCUUCGGUCAUUAUGUUCUGGGUUGCAUCCCCUUGCGCCCUUUGGAAGAGUUGGUUUGAUACCAACUCUCCCAGUUCCUAAAUAUACUCAGUGAAGUUGUACACGGUCAGAAUAAAGGGAAUAAAUAGUGAUUCCCUUACGCAAGCUUAGUGUGGCCUGUGAUGUAGUAUAUUUAGCAAUCAGAGGUGUGCAGGUGAAGCCCCAGUAUUAGAGGCAAAGACAGAUGCACAAACACUUGUACAAAAAUUAGUUUGUUAACAUGGCACGGUUGGUGGUGGAGCAUAGCGGUCAAGGAUUGGGUGGAAUAAAAAUCGAUUUAUUUAUCGUUAUUACUAUUAUUAUUAUUGCCUGUAUUGUUCAGCCAGUGCUUUGAAAGCAGCAUUAGUUCUGUCAUUUACAGAUGACGGAUUAUUGUAGCUGUACCAUACCAGCAAAAGCAUGAGAUCCAAUUCGGAUGUUGGUAUACUCUUGGGGGAAGGGACUGGGCCUGCUUAUAAAUUGUAACAGCAGAGAUGGCUGUAUAAUGUGCAGCCUCUUUCAGCUAUAUAAGACAAACUACCUUUUUUGAACAUUUAAAUAUUAAUGAGUAAUUUUCAUAUAAAUGAGAUGUGCCCAUGACCUUUUCAUGUAUUUCGUGGCUAUGGCAAUGCCAUAUCUUUUUUACAGAAUGUUCCUUGAAGGACAUAAACUUCAUAAGUGGUAGAUUUCAUAGUCCAUGAUGGUGACAGUUCACAUACAUCACAAAUCAGGCUGUGUGAACCUAUCUUCUAGAAGAAUUUUUCUGAAAUAUUGGGAUAUCUUUGGACUGAAAAAAGCAGCAAAAAAAAACUAGCUUUUAUUGUGUAUAGCAUAAGUAGGCUCAUUUAAAAUCCCAUUACCUAGAACCUGUAUAAGGUAUUAUUUGUACUACCUAGAGAGAAAGUGCAAGGUGUUAAAAAAGUUUACUUUGUAUAUAGACAUUGGAAGGGUGGAACAGUUGAGUUAGGAACAGAAUGGCAUUUAUUAGCUAAUCCAGUUUUACUUGUGGGAAACUGUGAACAAGCUGGUGUUUUGCUUGUAACUUGUUUUUACAGUGAAUUAUAACACAUCUCUGCUUCAGAGAAGUUAGUUAAAUGUUCUUGCAUUGCACUGUGCUUUAGCUUCUUUGUGUCACUGAAGACUUUUGGCAUAUACUUCAUUUAUUUCACUGUGCCAGAACAUUGUGCCAAAUACAAUAGAAGCGUUUGAUUUUGAUGUAAUUUAUUAUCUCUGUAUAGAUUAGUUUUGCAUUGAAUAAAAUUGCCAGUUUAAGCAUA